CUCGCAGUAUUGUCCCGUAUCCAGAGGGAAACAGACUAAAAUGGAACACUUUAAAGCCGCCCUGCUUCCGAUUGGUCGGGAAUUCACGUUUCUUCAUGUGUGUAAGAAACAACAUAUUUUAACAGUGUUAUGUGACUUGAAAAACAUGAUUUAUAAUCGCGCCACAAAUAUGAUAUGUAAGACCAAGGCUAAGCGACAUUGAAGAACAUUCAUAUCCUCACUAGAUUUGCAAUUGUGUCAAAACUGUGACCUGCAAGGCCAGACUGUUCACAUGCUUACUGGAUCAAAUUAUUCUUACAUGACCACCACCCUUUAUUCUACCAUUGUUUUGUUUUUAACACAAGUAUAUAUACUUCUACCCGAGUCGUGUGUUUUACCUCGUCUCACUACUGAAUUGUGCAGGUUGACCUGCGCAUCUAAUACGAAACAAUACAAUUCAACAUAAUAAUUGCGAUUUAGUUUAAGAUUAUUGCUUUUGUAUACAAAAAAUCUAAGCUUCAACGGUGCUGUGACUUCUGUAUUCAUAGUAAAAAGGUGGUCACCAGUGCCGUCUACCGACGAGAUGCGUGACUGCAGGUGAGGGGGGCGGAGCUUAUUUUCUUCUUCCUCGUACACUUUGCAAAUGGGUUUAUUCGAAGAAAGCGGAAGACAGAAUGUGUGAAGAAUACCUUGUAGCGCGUCUCAACGACAGCGAAUACGCAAACUGGCUCAAAGCAGGACGUUGUCUGUAUAUCCUGAAAGACGUUCUCCAUAGCUUCACCAAUGAGCAGAUGCAAGGUUUUCACCAAGCUUUGCUCCGUAUGAAUCCUUCUCUCCGUGAACAAUGCCAACGAUCAUGCCAGUCCGGGGACAUUAAGCUUUCCAGGGCAUGUAGCCCGUGUUUACAGUGGAGGUCUGAGAUUCUCAACCACCACAGACAACCUAAUUCCAAUCUCAACUGGGACAACUGCAUUCCUUCUGCGUGGAGGACACGCCACUGGGAGUUGGCAAAGGCUUACAUGCCACGAGGUCAGGGCCAUGUGAAUGCAGUAGAUCAGUGUGAUCCUUCUGCUCUGCUCAACCUCAUCAACUUCUGUGACUGCUUUGCCUCUGUAAACUCGUAUAAAAAUUCAUCUUGUGUGAGAGAGCUGAUCAGAUGCAGGAAUUAUCUCAUGCAUUCUGCUAACCAACAUGUAUCGGAUGCAUGGAUGAUAAAGUUCAAGCUUGCACUGCAACAUUUUGUGCGUCUGUUCAGCGAAGUACGCGGAAUGCAAUUGGCUGAAAACAUGAUAAAUCGGAUGCUGGCUGUUGACUUGUCAAUAUCUUUUAUUGACGCUGUGGACUGUAUUCGCGAGGAACUAGCUACUGAUUCUGUGAUUGACGAUGUAACCCCUGAAUUAAUCACCAAAUGGGAGGCUGACUUGAUACGAGAGAUGCUGUGGGAGUUGCGGCAGAUGGCUGAAGAUGAAACAAUGGAUUCCAAUCAGCUGAAGAUGCUGGACAAUUUCCUACAGAAAAAUAAAGAUCUGACUGCGAUGUUUUCUCCAGAGCUGCAAGCCAUCAGCAUGUUGGGGGGUGGACAGAAGAAGAUUUGACAAACUGGCAGGGAUGAUGAGACGUCUGAUUGUCCGACAAUCUCUAAAUUGGGUCUUUAUGUACUUUAUUUCUAAUUGGGAAUUGGGCAAGCGCAGUAUGUGCUUGGAAGAACUUGAAGCCUAACGGUCAUAGGUUAUGAAAUGUAUUUUAGGUACAUUCUUGAAUUUGAAGGAUUUAAGUGGUUCCUUUUAUUUGCUAGCAUUUUUUCUUGCACUAUUGUUUAAUAUUGUAUUUAUUUUUGUCCCAUGUAUAUUAUGCAAGUAAUGGUGCACAAUACAAAGCAUUUCUUAACUAACGCUAAAAUCCAAAGCAAAAGAUAUGCUGGAAAAGUGUCCUUUUUGUAAAAUGCAUUAAUUGUAAUAAAAUGUGGCCAAAUAUUGGCACA
Syngnathus acus (greater pipefish) is the source of this 1960-nucleotide messenger RNA. RefSeq lists its product as uncharacterized. The transcript has 7 exons. The record is from RefSeq and is a predicted model, not a curated record. NCBI's taxonomy places the organism in Eukaryota, Metazoa, Chordata, Actinopteri, Syngnathiformes, Syngnathidae. Bases 654 to 1574 code for a protein of 306 amino acids.